AUGAAUCCCAGCUUUCUUCUAUUCAUAUUCCUUAUUGGGGUUACUGUAUCCAUUAUUGUUAAAGGAAAGGGUGGUGGUGGUAGAGGUCGCUAUGACUAUGAUAGCGAUAGUAGUGACAGUCAUGAGCAUCGGCCACGCCCCCAUAGACCUCGUCCGCCUCGACCACAACCAGGUAGACCACCCCGAGAGCGUACUAACUGUCCGGCUAACUGGUUGCUAUUCAAGAGGCCUCAGGGAAAUUGGUGUGUAGGGACCUUUGUUCACCCAACCAUGCUCGGCGUAGGGGUUUCUGAGGAACAGUGUAAAUCGCAUGGAGCAAAACUGACAGGAUUUCAGUCAAGUGAGGAGAGAAUGAGAAUUGCUGAAGCCGGAAGACAACUCGUUAUUCAGAAUAACUUAGUAAAACCCUCAGUGUGGGUUGGCGCUAGAAACAAGCCUGAGUGUGGUUCUCGUAGUGCGUGUCCAGACUCGAGGAACUCAUUCUACUGGACCGAUGGACACACUCAGAAUGGUACGGAUGGAUUCGGAUGGCAAGCAGGAAAUCCUAUGUUGGAAUAUGGGUAUAAGGAUGUACAUCGAGUCUAUGGAAUCUCCGGAUGCGUCGUUCUUUCCAUCGGUAGAAACGGGGUCACAGCAUAUGAAGUGUGGAAGGGAUUCAUGCAUGGAUUGUUGGAUGAUACAUGGUGUCAUUCGACAACGAGAUUGUAUGCGUGUGGGAAGAAAGCGACUUGA
Caenorhabditis remanei is the source of this 732-nucleotide messenger RNA. RefSeq lists its product as uncharacterized. Bases 1 to 732 code for a protein of 243 amino acids. The record is from RefSeq and is a predicted model, not a curated record. Lineage: Eukaryota; Metazoa; Nematoda; Chromadorea; Rhabditida; Rhabditidae. The transcript has 3 exons.